GUUGAAAACGUUUUGUUCAAAUCAUUUUGAAUUCUGCCCCUCAGUGAAGCAACAAGCCGAGAGGUUGCAUUUAAAUUACUUAAAACCAACAAAAACUAAGAAAAACUAAUUUAAAAAUGACUGAGGAAGUUAACCCGAAAGCAUUCCCCCUGGCUGAUGCUCAGCUCACCUCGAAGAUUAUGAAUUUGCUGCAGCAGGCACUGAACUAUAACCAGCUGCGCAAGGGAGCUAACGAGGCCACCAAGACGUUGAAUCGUGGUUUAGCUGAUAUUGUGGUGUUGGCCGGAGAUACAGAGCCCAUUGAGAUUCUGUUGCACUUGCCGCUGUUGUGCGAGGACAAGAACGUGCCGUAUGUGUUUGUGCGCUCCAAGCAAGCUUUGGGACGUGCAUGCGGCGUGUCGAGACCUAUUGUUGCCUGCUCGGUGACCACCAACGAGGGCAGCCAGCUUAAAUCUCAGAUUACCUCUAUACAGCAGGAAAUUGAAAGGCUUUUAGUUUAAGUGAAAAGUAAACCAAAACAGUACAAAACUUUUGAAAUAAAACAUGUAUU
This is a messenger RNA of Drosophila busckii, 550 nucleotides long. RefSeq names its product NHP2-like protein 1 homolog (gene hoip). NCBI's taxonomy places the organism in Eukaryota, Metazoa, Arthropoda, Insecta, Diptera, Drosophilidae. Gene Ontology annotation, cellular component: U4/U6 x U5 tri-snRNP complex; small-subunit processome; box C/D methylation guide snoRNP complex. Gene Ontology annotation, molecular function: RNA binding. Bases 117 to 500 code for a protein of 127 amino acids. Gene Ontology annotation, biological process: maturation of SSU-rRNA; mRNA splicing, via spliceosome; ribosome biogenesis. The record is from RefSeq and is a predicted model, not a curated record. The transcript has 2 exons.